Molecule: messenger RNA, 2922 nt
Organism: Ahaetulla prasina
Lineage: Eukaryota; Metazoa; Chordata; Lepidosauria; Squamata; Colubridae
Gene: VCPKMT
Product: valosin containing protein lysine methyltransferase
Exons: 6
Coding region: 311-1018 (235 amino acids)
Biological process (GO): peptidyl-lysine methylation
Cellular component (GO): cytosol; cytoplasm
Molecular function (GO): protein-lysine N-methyltransferase activity
Source: RefSeq, a predicted model, not a curated record
AUAAAGCAGCUGUUUCGCUUUUUGCCUAACCGCCCUCAUUCAUGGCUGCGCCGUGACUUCUGCUGCCGCUCCCGCCGCUGCUAUUCUCACGUCGCCCGUCUGUUCUUAGCCGGAGAGACCCGCCCUUUGCGUAUGAAUUCACGGAGUCGGGAAACCUUAGCGGGGACUGGAAGAAAGUCUCUCCGCUGAUCCUUCGGAGCAACGGCGGGCAGCCGCGAGCAGGACAGAGCGGCUGCCCGGUCCUCCUUCCUAGCUGUCGGUCAAGAGGGCACCGCCGGAAAACAAGGCCGGCCCUUCCCGCCCUUCCUUCAUGCCGCCGCCGCCGCCUCAACCGGCGGUCUUCUUCGAGCGGGAGCUGCCCCGGCGGGACGGCUCCGGGAUCCUCCGGCUGACGCAGCGUUCGGCCGGCGGGACUGGCUCGGUGGUGUGGGACGCCGCGCUGGUGCUGGCCCGCUUCCUGGAGAAGAGCGCGGCGCAAACAGGGCAAGGCACGGAGGAGAGCGGCGGAAGCCCGGUGGGCCGCCUCCGCCACAAGGCCGCGCUCGAAUUGGGAGCCGGCACCGGCCUCGUCGGCCUCGUGGCUGCCGGCCUCGGAGCAAAUGUUACUGUUACUGAUCUGGAGGAAGUUCAGGAUUUAUUAAAAGUGAAUAUUGAGAAUAAUCAACAUCUAGUGUCAGGUUCUAUUGAAGCCAAGGUACUGAAAUGGGGGGAGGAUGUGACAGAUUUUCUUCCUGCGCCUGAUUUCAUAUUGAUGGCAGACUGCAUCUACUACGAAGAGUCACUGGAACCAUUGGUUAAGACCCUGAGGGACUUGGCUGGCUUGGAUACUUUCAUCCUUUGCUGUUAUGAAGAAAGAACUGUGGGACAAAACCCAGAAAUAGAGAAAAAAUACUUUGAGCUUCUUCAAAGGGACUUUGAGUUGCAAAAGGUUCCCUUGGGUGAACAUGAUGAAGAAUAUCGGAGUGAAGACAUUCAUAUCUUUAUCAUGCAAAAGAAAAAAAUGAAUAUUUCAUCAUGAAAUCCUGGAUGCUGUUUUCUGACCUCUAAUUUACAGAAAAACUCUGAAGAAAAUUGGAAAUUAAAGAAUUUUUAAUAAAUUUUCUGCAGAACAUCUCUACAGCCAGAAGGAAAUCAGCAUAUUGUUUUAUACUAAAGUGAUUUCAGAAAAAAAAUCAAUUCUCUUGAAAAAAAAACUGCAAGCUGAAGGAGAAAGAAAAAAGAAAGAAAAAGAGAAACAUUUACCUGAGAAUGUCAGAUGAAUGGUUUUGUAUGAAUAUAUGCAUAAUAUGCAAUCUCUUGGGCAAAACCUGUUUUAAUAUUAAUAUUUUAUUAUAAAAUUUAUAUAUUAAAAUUCUUUUUCCUAUUUAAAUGGGCAGAAUGGUGCAUCAUAGGACAACAAUUUUUGAACCAAGGUAUCACAAAUGGGCUUACCAUCCUGCUGGGAAAGGAAGGAAAUGAAUAGGGAGGGAGGGAGAGAGGGAGGGAGGAAGGAACAGCAGGGAAAAAACUUAGCACCUUUUUUGCCCCAGACUGCUCCCUGCACCUUCCCCAAAACCAUGUGGCACUUGUGGACCCCCACACAUCCUCCCUGGCCUCUGCCACCCUCCCUGUGUGCCUUUCCUAACCCACACAGCACCUCUUGCACAUCUCCAUUCUCCUUUUCUGACCUGCACCACACCCUCAUGCAGCAUCUCUUGGGCACCCCACACACCCUUCUUGACCCACACUGCCUCCCUGCACCACUCCUGACCUGCAUGGCACCUCUCAUGUGCUCCCAAGCAGUCCCAUGCACCAUCUGCGAACACCUCCGCCCCAGUUCUUCAAUUACACCAACUCCUGUGCACCCUCCCCAACCUGCAUGGCAUCUCUUCCACACAUCCAGAGAUGCUUCCCCAAUCACACAGCACCUCUCAUGACUCCCCACUUACCUGUCUGCUAGCCUCGGACCUGUAACUUCCCAUUACAGGAGAAGGAGGAGGAGCACCCGGAGGCUCCAGUUAGUUUAGAAUGCGGCUGCACGGGUGAUAGAGGGAGCCCCUCGUGGCUCCCAUGUGACACCUCUCCUGCGCAGACUGCACUGGCUACCUGUGGCCUUCGGGGUGCACUUCAAGGUUCUGGUGACUAUCUUCAAAGCGCUCCAUGGCAUAGGGCCGGGAUACUUACGGGACCGUCUGCUGCUACCGAAUACCUCUCACCGACCCGUUCGCUCUCACAGAGAGGGACUCUUCAGGGUGCCGUCGGCCAGACAGUGCCGGCUGGCGACACCCAGGGGAAGGGCCUUCUCUGUGGGGGCCCCCACCCUCUGGAACGAGCUUCCCCCAGGACUUCGCCAAUUUCCCGACCUUCGAACCUUUCGCCGCGAGCUUAAGACACAUCUAUUUAUUUGCGCAGGACUGGACUAGAUUUUAAAUUCGAAUUGGUUUUAAUGGGGAUUUUAUUAUUUUUAUUGUCAUUUUUAAUUAUUCGGCCAUUUGUAAUAAGUUUUUUAAUGGAUGUUUUAUUUGUAUUUAUAUGUAUAUUUUUAUCUGGCUGUGAACCACCCUGAGUCCCUAGGGAGAUAGGGCGGUAUAAAAAUGCGAAAAAUAAAUAAAUAAAUAAAUAAAUAAAUUGAUUUUUUUCCUGCAAGCUUUCCACAAGUAAAGUAAACGGGGAAGCUGGCAGAAAUUCUAAGGAAGAGGGAAGCCAGGAAGAAAACGACAGAAUGACAAGAAGGGAGGGAGAAGCAUUUCUGAUGCUCUUUACCAGUUUCCCCUCAUGUAAAUUCAAUGGGGAAGACGGCAGGAAGUAGAAGUUGUUCCUGCUCCCAUAGUGUUUUUGCCCAGCUGUGGUCAUUCUGUUUUUCUGUUUAGUAAAAUGUCUCUAGUAAAGAAUGACCCAGAUGGGUUGUCUUGUUUAAUGAUUUAUUAAACUAUUGUUCUUAUC